UGUCACUUGUGUUGUUUGUGAAAUAGUUGCUUACAGAAAGGAUUAUAAUAAGCAGACAGCAGCAAUAUUUUACAUUAUUAUUUCAAACAGACAACCAACAUCGAUGUAAAUAUGUCAUUAACAAAAACUGAAGCACUAAAAGAAACUGUGACGGUGUUAAUAAAUGCUAUAGGAGAUAAGGAGAACUCGGUCAACAAUGUGGUCAUAAAGUCCCUAACGAAGAUAGCGAAUAACUACCCGAAUGAAGUGAUUGAUAUAUUUUGCGAUUAUUACAAAAAUGCGACAUUCGUCACUAGUAUACAUUUGGGAAAUGUAGUAAAAGUCCUCGAGCAAACAUGCGUAAACCAAGUGAAGCGCCUAGACAAGGCUAUAGCAGAAGAGUUGACGAGCAACAUGCUCCGUAUAAUGACGGAAAACUCGGAACCGGAUCCUGCUGUGCAGAUGGGGGCGUCGGCGGUGCUGGUUGCGAUUGGACAUGAACAUCUAGACUUGGUCCUCCGUUCGCUAAUAAACCAGCUGCCGGCAUCGUCAGUGCCUCACUACACGAUCGCCCACACGCUGGGCACGCUAGCGGCGGUGAACACACGUGCAACAGUGCCGCAUGUUAAGGAGGUGCUGUCCAGGAUGCUGCCUCUGCUGCCGCUGCUGCGUCAGAACGCCAACAAGCAAGCCUUUGCUUACGCAUUCGGCCACUUCGCGGUCGCCGUAUCAGAGCAGAUUGGCGACAACGUCGAAAACGACAAUAUAACGUCCAUCAAAGACAACUUUGUCACCGAAUUCUCUCUCAUAUUCGACGUGUUAUACAACCAAUGGCUAACUUCCAACGAGCCCAGAGUCGCCGAGUCCGUACUGGAGGCCUUAGGCCCCAUCACUAGACUCAUAUCUGAAAGACAGUUCAACGAUACUGUCAAUAAGUUCAUGCUUUCAUUGCUCAGUCUUUACAGAAGACCGCAACUGAAUCUAUAUUACGUCAGUCAAUGUAUAUCGUAUUUGCUUACGCCAUCGGCUCUCAACCCGAAACUAACUUUGCAAGACAGCGUAAUAACCUCUAUAAACCAUGUCCUCUUCAAUCUAGUUCUCAUAGAACCUGAUUACGAUCAGCCGCAUACAGUGAAGAACCAUUUCGAAGUACUACGUUGCUUCGAUCAUAUGGCCACGCAGUUUCCCGAUCAUACCGUCGAAGGCCUCUUACACCAGUGUAAGAAUAAUCAGGAAAAGGACAGAAUGAAAGCUGUCAUCGUCCUCACUCAUCUGAUAACGUCUUCACAAAUAUUUAUAGAAAGAUUCGCUGCGAAGUUUAUAGUUUUACUCAAAAUUAUGAUAGCGAACGAGCAAGGGCUUAAAAUGAAGAAACUCCUCGUUAAAGCGAUCGUAGGAUUGGUUUAUAGAAACUGUAUAACGGUUGCGGAGGAUUUCGCGAUGGUCGAGUUCAUAAUAAAACAUUGUGGCUUCGAACCAGUAGGGAAUAUCCCUAAACAUGAGAUCACAGAUUUGCACGAUACGUGUAAGAGUUCGCUAGUGCUGAUGUGCAAUACUGUGACCAGCGUAAGGACUCCUCUACGUAAUUUAUUGCUUAAUGCUUUGACAAUCGAAGAGUUCACUCCUUCCAUGUCAACCGUCAGCCAUUGCUUGACGUCUUUACUCCAGAAUAACUCUGACGUCAUUGUUGAAGAUCAAAAUGAGAAAGCUGUUGAGCUAAAAUGCUCUCCAGACCUUGUUUUCAUUCGAUGCAUUACUCAUAUAGCUGUCCCUGAGGAAAUCGAAAGGAACAGAAACUUAUUGUUGUUUUUAGAGGAAUAUUCAGGGGAUGUUCAUAAGAAUUUAAAGAAUUCCUGGACUGUUGAGAUUCAGAGGCUGUUAAAGUUUGUAGAGAAGAACGAAUCUCAAGAUCAAUGGCAUGGGAUGUUGCUUGAUCUCCUGGUAUCAGCAGUGGAACAGGUGAACAAUAAUAAGUGGGUAGAAACGAUUGCCACUUUACUAUCCCAACAGAUCAACGGGAAAAAGCAGGGAAAUGUGAUUAAAGGAGUAUCUCUUCAGUAUUUAGCUAUCCUUUCCUGCCACAUGUCUAAUGCUGCUGUUGUGGAAAAAGUGCUAAAACUGAUUCUACAUCAAUUGAGAUCAAUUCCUAUGGAGAUUUCUGAUUAUGUGAGUGAAGCUAUAGGUAUAGCUUCAAGACAGCAUGGAGAAUUCGUGCUAAACGAGCUAGAUGCAGCUUACAAGGACAAUGAAGCUCGAAGAAGCAGCAAAUUGCUUAAUUUCUUAUCAUCAAGAGCGUCUAGAAGCGACGUUGAGCUUGGCAUCGUUAAAUACACCAUCAUUAUUUGCUACGGAAAAGUUGCUCACAAUUGCUUGGACGUCCACGUUUUAGCUAGACUCGGGGAGAAUGUUACGGCGAUUCUGUAUGAAAUUCUAAAGUCUAAUCCGCACUUUGACUUAUGUAAAGCCAGUAUAACGACACUUUACGAAAUAAGCAAAUCAUUAUACCCCGCCUCUCAUCAUAAUAUCACUUUAAGGAACAGAUGGCAGUUGCUCAACGCUGUUUUAGAGCAGAUCUACAACUCAAACCUGGAGAAACGUAAUGUGGAACUGUUUCCAAUGAUUGUAAAAGCUUCUAAAGCGUUAACUAAACUACAAAAAGGUAUACUACCUGAAGAAAGAAACACAAUUCUCCGCGUUUUAUUCAACAGCGUCUUUGGAGAACUAUCCUCUUAUAAAAGGAAAUAUGAAAUAGAAGGGAAUGGAGAUAGAAACGAUCUUUUAGCUAAAACUUUAAAUGACAGCUUGUCAUUAUUACAUAGACUGAUUCAAGAACUGAUCAUACAGUCCACUUGCCUUAGCACGAUCGAUGAUUUAAUCGGAUUGCUGAUCGAAUGGCUUCGACACGAAAAUGAUGAAAUCCGAACUGCAUCGAUACUGAUCUUACAAGUCAUGUUCGACACUUACAUCAAAAACGUUAAACUCAACUAUGAAACUCCAAGCAAGUUUGGGCAGAUGGGCUAUUUACUUGGACUAAUCGUCCCAGGCAUCGCUGACACCAACUUCCCAGUCAGAUUAACCACAAUAGACUGCAUAAAACUGAUCAUACAAAUUCAAGAUCUAUACGAAGGCCACACAAUAGAACCUAACGACGAAUGCAUGGCCGAUUUAGCUGAAAUGCAAAAGAACGUCCUCACAAAUGAUUUAGGAAUGAUAAAUGAUUACUGCAUGAUGUUAUGCGACGUUAUAUCUCCUAAAAUCCCUCAUCAUCACACGAUGCAGUUUGUUGAAAGUUUGCUAGAGGGUUACGAUGACCAGGAGUUAAGAAGUGAGGGGGUUGGUGCGGUUUUAGACGCCCUGUUUGUUAAGCGAGGUCAGGAUUUGUUUCAAUGUAUAGAGAGGAUAGUGGAAGUGGUGUUGGGGACCAUGGAUCGGGUGGGGGAGGUGUCGCGAGAGAAGCUGAUGUCGCCGCUGCUGUCGUUGGCGGGGCACCACACUAAUGCGGUUACUGCUAUGCUGUUGGCGCAGAGGCUGCCUUUUAAAGAAUCGGUAAUCAGUUGCUGGCGCCAUCUAGCGAGAGACGAAGGCCUAGCGAAUGCUAUUGUGGACAACUUCCUACGUCUAAUGGGCUCUAUAGAGCUCUACGAAGACCCGUAUCAUAUCACGGAGAACCAUAUCGCGGCGUUACAGCCUUUGACUCUAAUAAGCGCCCUCGGAGAGAUGCUUCAAGAGGAUACCAUGAACCCGAUCUGCGAGUCCAAAUUCACGGACCUUUUCGCUGUGCUCUACACAACAUUAGCCUGUUAUAUUGAGGCCGAGCCUCCCGCCUACGCGCCGGCUCAGAACAAGUCUCAAGAGCGCUUUGGGUUCAUACCGAAUAGAGAUUCUAUAAGACUGUCACCUGCGAAAAUCACUAUUAACACGUUUAAUGCUUUCUUGGAUAGAUCGGGGUGUUCUAAAGUGAAAGAAGCCUGCUCUCUCUGUCUAAGCGUGGAGCACGGCGAGCCAAGCACGACCAUUCUCGAACUAGCCCCCAUACUGAGUUCAUCCAUCGCUCGGUGCAAACCGGCUUUGUUACCUAAACUAGUAUCCCGGGUGGCUGUACAUGCUAGGAGCGCUUUACCUCCACAGAGAGCCGCGGCGCACGCUGCCGCUCAUGCUGCGUUGACUUACAGAUGCAACGACAACCCGGUCCUCAUCGAGACUGUGCUCGCCAUCUUGAAUAUCGGUUGGAAGGACGAGCACCCUCGGGUCCGCGCGACGUGCCUGCGCGGCGCGGCGGGCGUCGCGCGGCUGCGGCCCGAGCCCCGCGCGCAGGCGCUGCCGGGGGCGUUGUCUGCGCUCAGUCAGGGCAUCGACGCGCCAGUUACACAAAAAUCAACAGACAACGUGCCUCUGGCUGCCAUCCAAGGCCUAAGCCGCCUACUCCUCGACCUAGACAAACUAGACAAAGAACACGAUCGGGAACUGCUCUCCAUCUCCCAGAAAAUACGACCAUUCAUGAACACGGAGUCCGGGCAGCUCCGAGAGAGCUCUAUAAGGCUGUUCGGUAUUAUAGCAGGGCUGGUUAAGGGCGAGCUGGUCGAGCAGGCCGUGAGCUCUCUGCCUUGUUUCCUGCUGCAUUUGUGUGACAACAAUCCCGCUGUUGUUAGGGCAAGCAAAUUCACUCUCAAGCAGGUAUUCAAGAUCUUUAACGUAAAGAAAUCCAACGAUCUCAUCCAAACGCACCUACUAGACGAAGGGCGAUUGUACCUCGACGAGUUUCUAUCGGCGUUGCUUCGUCAGUUGGCGGACGAGAUGCCAAGCAGUGUGGCCAAGUGUAUCCAGAGUAGUGUCAACUAUUUACACUGUGCCAGGGAGGACAUGAAGCCACACCCGCCUUUGUUGAUAGGCCUCCUCUACGCAGAGCUCCACCGCAUAUCGGAGAAGCACCCGGACGACGUCGACCUCGACCCGGAUGUGACGGCCACCGCCAAGACCCGCCUGCUGACCCUCAUCAAGGACGCCAACCCCAUAGUCCGGCAGAACUCGGCCAUGGCCCUGGCUAAUAUAUGCCUGGUCGAGGCGAGCGAUUGACCCGCGACGAUAUAUUGUUACAAGGGUGUUCAGUUUAACAAACGAUUUUGAAUACUGUAUUGCUGUUUACUGUUGUAUCACUUUCACUACACCUUGUAAAACAAAGUCCCCCGCCGCGUCUGUCUGUUUGUAUGAUCGCGAUAAAACCCAAAAACUACUGUACGGAUUUUCAUGCGGUUUUCACCUAUCAAUAGAGUGAUUCUUGAGGAAGGUUUAGGUGUAUAAUUUGUAAACCCGUGCGAAGCCGAGGCAGGUCGCUAGUGUGUGAUAAAAUAAACAAAAACAAAAUGCUCUACUGGUCAAACACCAUAGUAUGGACCUCUAAAAAAAUCUUCAAUUCAAGGGGGGUCAAAUAUCUUUGCUAUAUGAAACAAUUUAAGUAGGAAAGCAGUAUGAAAUAAGGGUUUUAAGUUAUUUUAGGGCAAAAAUCAGUCAUAUUAUAAUUUUACCAGUUUUUAUGGAAUUAUAUGGAUAUGGAUUUAUACAGUCAGUCAUGUUGAAAAAUAUUUUUUUUUAUAGUUAUUGCGUAUUUUGUUUUGUACGGACUGAACACAAUUAUAAUAUACGAAUUUACGCGUUUUAAGUGUUUUGUCUUUUUUAAAUAUCUAAAUGUUGAAGUUGAAAUUGUAAUUAUUUCUGUGAAUUGAUUAUUAGAGCUGUAAGAUUAUUGAUUUUUUUAUUAGAAAAUGUGUGCAUUAUUACGUAAAUAUUAAUUAAAUAUUAAUUAAAUUUAAGAGACUGAAAUUGUUAAAAUAAAUAAAAAGAUUACUUAAAAAAAUCUUUUAUGUUACCUUAUUAUGAAUUAUGCAUAUGCAUUAUGCUUAUAGAGAUAACGGUUAAUGUAGUCAACGCUAUUUGAAUGUGAUAUAGUUAAAUGUUGGUAUUACGGGAUCUCGGGAUUUGUGAACUAACCUUUACCAGAGACGAGUUGAAAAUAAAGAUUGAAUACCUCGAAGCAAACUUGCGUUCUUUUUUAUGUUUUAGAAUUUAGAUAGCGCCACCAGUCGCUAAAAUAUCUUGAGGUCUAAGUACCUUAACACGUUCCCUGUCCGGGUGCCCCCAAUGUGGGGCCAUGAAGCUUUUUUUUAAGGAACACGUGCUAUGGGUUCACAAUUCAAAGUGAAAGCCCACUUGGACGUGACUCACGUGACUUUGUAUGGAGACUGUGAACGAGUUAAGUAAAUAAAGCACAAAGUCUACUGUCAUGUGACGCCAUUUAUAAUAAAUAAUGAUGAAAAACGUAACUUUAAUAAGAGACUUCAGUCUUUAUUAUUUACUUAUCUUAGUGCCAUUUGCACCAUUCCACUAACCCGGGGUUAACCGGUUAAACCGUUAACCCAGUGUCAAAUUGUACUGGUAACCAUGGUAACUCCAGAUUUAACCCGUUAACCCCGGGUUAGUGAAUGGUGCAAAUGGCUCUUAGCCUUAUUCUAGUGAGAGUCAGGAUGGCGGGUGUACCUAAAUAAAAAUAAACAUAAAGCAUACCAUUUUUCUAAUAGGUUAGGGGUAGUGCGGUAUAGGCGGUUGUUUUAGGUGUGCAAAUAAAACUGAUAUCUUUGUCAAUUUAUAUUAUUCAAAAAAUAAACAAACCUUUAAAAACAAUUUACAAUAUCCAUAUAUGCCAAAUGUAAAUUCCAAAGCGAUACAAUUAUAAAUAAGAGUACAAUGUAUUAGUUUUGCUAAAGAAAAGUUAAAGGCGUCUCUUUCGAUUGUCGUGUAAAAGAAAGAGACGUCAACAAUUAUUUAUAAACACAUUGCUUUCUAUAACAAGAAUUAAUGUUGAAAAUUUAUAUGCUAAAGUAGGAUAACAUUCUUUUCAAUUAUAUGGUUAUUUAAUGUAUACCUAAAUACCUAUAUUAUAAAAUAUGCUUUUCAAAUUUGUAUUAAAAUAGUUAUUUACGAUACAAGUGCGGAAAAGAGGAAAUUCGACACGAGUUGCGAAUUACCUAUUCGCACGUGUAUCCUACAACGUUUUACAGUACAUAUGGCCCUUUAAACUUCUGACAUCGCACGAAAAGUGCUAUUUUACGCACUAGUGCGGGAAAAUAGGACCAUAUGUACUGUAAAAAUAUUAUAGAGUUAUCUUUUCAUCAAUAUAAAAUUGAUAUGUGGCCAAUAUUUUAAGGCGAUUCAUCUAACACAUUACUAUCACCAGCUAUCACUAACAAAAUGUAUUGUGGUAUUAAGUUUGACAAUAAAGCUUGCUGUUCA
This is a messenger RNA of Cydia splendana, 7263 nucleotides long. It is a transcript of the gene c11.1, whose product is annotated as maestro heat-like repeat-containing protein family member 1. Bases 112 to 5052 code for a protein of 1646 amino acids. NCBI's taxonomy places the organism in Eukaryota, Metazoa, Arthropoda, Insecta, Lepidoptera, Tortricidae. Gene Ontology annotation, cellular component: cytoplasm. The record is from RefSeq and is a predicted model, not a curated record. The transcript is spliced from 12 exons.